AUGGUUGAUUUUUGUUUCAGGUUCAGCAGAGGACUGGUAAUGCGAACAGGAAGGCAAGGCAAGACAGAAUUAACUUCUUACUAUCCCUAUAGCUGUGGUGCCAGUGGGGAAAGUCCUAUAGGCAACUCCAAAGAGCGAUUAUCACCAGACAGCAUCUGUGAAGGAUUGUCUGGUCUCAGCGGUUCCUGCCAAAUCCAUGGUCCAUCUCUUGUCUCGGCAGACACAGAAGAGAUGACGAUAUCGGAAUCAAAAUCACCUCCACUGCUGAGGUCUCCAGCAUUUUCUCACUCUCGCUGCCCUCCAAACAUGCACAAAUCUUGUUUUUGUGUAAGAUUCAUUGCAGAACAUACUAAAAUGCAAGAGGAUUCAACCAAGGUUAAAGAAGACUGGAAAUAUGUAGCCAUGGUAUUGGAUAGAUUAUUCCUAUGGAUAUUUACAUUAGCAGUGCUUGUUGGUACAGCAGGAAUCAUCCUUCAAGCACCAACACUGUAUGAUGAUCGUGUUCCAAUUGAUAAAAAGUUUUCAGAGUUUGCAACAUCAUUAGUGAGGAAACCUAAAAUCAGCUCUUCUAUACUGAAUGAAAAUUGA
This is a messenger RNA of Nezara viridula (southern green stink bug), 588 nucleotides long. NCBI's taxonomy places the organism in Eukaryota, Metazoa, Arthropoda, Insecta, Hemiptera, Pentatomidae. The record is from the annotation of a GenBank genome assembly.